Messenger RNA from Alternaria atra, 3579 nucleotides. RefSeq lists its product as uncharacterized. NCBI's taxonomy places the organism in Eukaryota, Fungi, Ascomycota, Dothideomycetes, Pleosporales, Pleosporaceae. The record is from RefSeq and is a predicted model, not a curated record. Gene Ontology annotation, molecular function: DNA binding. The coding region runs from base 1 to 3579 and encodes 1192 amino acids. The transcript is spliced from 2 exons.
AUGUCCUCGAAUAACUACAACGCGUACAGCUACCCGUAUCAACAAACCUCGGCGCAACAGUACUCAGCAUAUCGGACAGCAUCCGCCGCGAAUAAUGCUGCGCAAUCGUCCCGCCAAUACCAACAGCCACCGACAGCUCAGGCCCAGGACUACACGUCCUACCAACUACAAUCGUACGCGAACCAGGACAGUGGCUAUGGAACAGCACAAGAUAACUCGUGGAGUAGUAGCAACUAUGGAGAGACACCAGAGACAACUAGAGGCGCUGCCGAAGUCCUACGUAAUAUGAGCAACUCAACGUCGUAUACGAACAAUACCGCACCCACGAACACUCAGUCCGGCUUCUCUGUGCCCAACAUCACCUCUUCGCACUCCAGUCGCUAUGCUGCCGGCAGUUCGCAUUCACCUCAAGUGCAGGCGCAACAGCCCCAUGCUGUCCGUGGACAAUUGCAAGCGCGUCCACGCAGUGUCAACAACAACCGCACACAGCCGGCAAGUCAGGACCUGCCAUCGCCAGCUAUAGUGGCAGAUUACCCUUCGCAGAGAACCCAGACACUAUACAACCAGCAACAACAGCGCUUUACCAGUCCAGCUCAACCUCAGCACAAUAACGCACCUGUCAGUAAUGUGCAAAGCGCGGAUAUGACUACUACGACGAACCAGCAGUAUGGCGAUUACAAUCCUCGACAGCUUCCUAGCGUAGAAGCCUUGCGUAACUCUCUGAACGCCACAUCAUCGACAGUCUAUAACUACGGGAACGGGCAAAUACUUCCUGCGGUUGCCCCUCCGACACCGGCGCCGUCUACCAACAUGGCAGGUACAUACAGUGCUCAGAGUACUACUACAGUAGAUCCAAUGGCAGUCUACGACCCAUGGCCGGAAUACCAGCGAAAGCAGGCCGCACAAAAGGCGACUGAAGAUGCAGCGCACGCAGAAGAAGAGAGGGUCGCAGAGGAGGCGCGCAAAGUAGAGGAGCAGAAGAGAGAGGAGGAAUGUAAGCGACAGGAAGAAGAGGAGAGUAGACUUCGCCAGUCACAGCCAAAGUCGAACGAAAAGAAGGGUCAAAAACAGCAAGCGAGCACGCCGGAAGCGGUCCCUGCAGCCUCCAGCAGUUCCGAUGGUCCUGCUGAAGCGUUGGAGAGUGAGAUUCGAGCCAUGAUGGCUAAGAUGAGAGAGCUGAAUAGCAAAGACCCGGCACUUCUAGCACGAAUCUGGGAAGAAGAACGUAGGGCGAAAGUGCCUGAACUUCCCACCACGCAAAACAACCCGGCCUCUCAAUUUGCCGCUCCGCAACCGGCACAGUCUGUCCAAACCACCACGCCGCAAGCUACGAACUCGAAAAAGAAGGCCACACCCAAGCAAGCAACGGACACGAAUGUUCCAAAGCCAACAACUCCCGUCGUACCUCAAUCUUUCCCUGUAAGACAAGCACAGCCAAACGAGAAUGCCACUCGAUUCACGGGCAACACUGUUUGGCCGCCCGAGAAGCAGGCGCAUCUGGCAAGCGCAGCAGCAGCAUAUCUCAACGGUCAAAACGAUGUUCAGAAAGUUGAGCCUGGCCAGAUAUUGAGCCUGCUGAACAGCAAUCCUUCUUACGUUGAGCUAUGCGAACUACUGGAAAAGAUGGGUCUAAAGCUGGACCGAGCUGUGUUCGCGAAGAGCUUACUUACAGCAGUACCAGACGUGAAUUCAACACCUCGUAAAUCUGUACAGCCUGGACUAGUUCCUAUCCAGAGACCACCGGUCCCACCUGCCGUCAUGAAGAAGGAAGUCGCGACUUCUGUUGUGCCAAGCCCGCAAUACGAACCCGCAGCUGCCUCGCCAGCAAACAGAAACUCUUACCCAUCAUUCCCAGGCAGCGCGUCGCCCGCACCUGCACCUGUACCUGCAUCCGUCGCCGAGAUGGUUCCCAUCAAAUCUGAGCUGAGGAAGCCAGCAAACAAGGAAGAGGCAGCCCGUAAGCGCAAUCUAGAUGAUCUGAUCGACUUGACUCAACUUCCAAAAGAAGAGGACACGGGGCCACCGCGAAAGAGGAUGAAUGCAGACCUGUACACAUCUCCAUACCCGCAUGUACAAGAUGCAAUGGUCGUCGAUGAAGAACCUUUGACUCCAAACUUUCCCAUUGCAAAUACUCUUUCGUAUCAGUCACAAAUGUCUGCACCUCAGCCGAUACAGCCGCCUAGCGAACUUCGAUAUCAAUCUUAUGUUGAACCACUGGACAAGAAGAAAGCCCUUCGUCGCAAUACUUACAACCCUGCGACAAUAGCACGAGAUGUGCUCCUCGCUUGUGGACGGCAUCCAUCAGAGCGCAGCUUGAACCAACAUCUAGAUGGACUAAGGACAACACUACCACAGAUAGGGUGGGACUCAGAUCUCAGCACUAUUAGGUGGGACUUGAUCGAUCCUGGAAGACCGCCGCCCGGCUAUUUCAAAGAUGGCGUUCAAGCCCUGACUGAGAAUGCAGACGAGGAGGAGGAGGAUGAUUCAGACGAUGAGAGCGAAACGCGUCCCCGCGCUCCGCCGAACGCGAUUGGCGGUGAAGGUGGGGCUCACAAGGUCCAAGCUCUACCUGAAGCUAUCAAUCCAUUCAAGCAGAAGCGCCGCGGUCGUCCUCCUCGACACUCCUUCCCCAACGGUGUACCAGCGACACCCAAGCGUCCGAGCAAUCCCGCUUCCAUGAGUUCAAGUGUUCCUCGUCCUACUUCUGGUGCCGCUGGAGUUGGCUAUCAAGCGUUCCGAUCUGCCAUAGAGUACGGACCUGACGGUAAACCACUUCCUAAGAAGAAGGGGCGCCCAGUAGGGUGGAGGAAAGCAAUCCAUGGAUCGCCUGCUGCGCAAUCUCGUCCAGCUUUGAACGGUCAUACCGGUCCUCAAAAGCAUCAGCCACCUCAACCAAGCUCUUUGCGCAAUGAACCCGUUCGUAUUAAUUUCCGAUCGCCAAGUGUUGCCAACCGCCUUCCAAAGUACCAAUCGUAUAAAUGCAAGUGGCAUAACUGUAAGGCGGAUCUACACAACCUAGAGACGCUCCAAAAGCAUAUUUACAAGGUGCACCGCAAGGCGACGGCUAGCAACACUCUGGAAUGCCUAUGGGAUGAUUGCGGAAAGGAGGUUACAAACUACGAUCCAAUGACCAACAUGAGUAUCGAACGUCAUCAACCACACUCCUUUGACAUAGAGAGCAACUGGCGCGAUCAUGUACAGCAUGCCCACAUUAGUCCGCUAUCGUGGCAGCUUGGUGAUGGACCGGUCGCUGGUCUCUCUGACUCGUAUAAUUCUGAGGCAUGUCUCAGCGAUGCACAAGGACGACAAGUCACACCACGCAUCACUGUUGACCGCGAACGUAUAGAAGCAUUGAGCAUCUCACCACAAGCACUUAGCGGUCGUGGCCGCGGACGUCCACCCAAGCGUACAGCGGAGCAAGAAGCCCGUGAUGCACAUGACAGACUUGUGUCACUCAAGAAGCGUAUUGGUGGGCCCGGCAUGGAUCGUGGAGGCGUAACGCUGGCGAACGAUAAGCGUCGAAGAGGCUUCCUCGAAGGCGAUGAGGCAGAAGAGGAGCUGGUAGAUGUCGAGGACUGA